AUGAAGACGGCCACAAUGACCACCACAACCACCACCGCUACAGCUACCACGACAGGCACCAGGCAGAGAUUGUCAAAGGCCACGGCGAGGCCUCUGUCCUAUUCACCCUCGCUGCCCUUCCAGGAGGACGAGCUCAGCCUGCCAAACUUCACGCUGCCGCACUCUGCCACCGAACCCAAUAUUCGCUCGCGGGCAAAGUCUGUCAGCCGCACUCUGGGCCGGAGCUCUGUCUUUGGCUCUCUGAGAUCCCUCAAGUCCAUGGAUGACGACCAGAAUUCGACCAGGACGAGAUCCAGGUCGACGUCCAGCAACGAAGAUGACCUCCCCAUCAUGCGGGAAGCUGGCAAUUCCCGCGUCCACAAGCUGCAGCAGCUGCAGCACCACAACAGCAACAUUAACAACAACAACAACAACAACCCGCCACUGGUAAACCGGAGUUUUGGCAUAAAGGUUCUGCAUCACGGCGAAGUGCAGACUGCAGGGGCAAUGUGGCGGAAGAGAAGCCAUUAUCUCGUCCUGACCGAGUCUCACCUCGUCCGUUUCAAGAGCCAGAGCAAGGCAGCCGAAGUCUUCCCUUCUAUACCGUCGUCCUGGGGCCGGAGUGCUGGCGCAGCAGCAGCGUCAAACCGGCUUUCCAUGGUCUCUCUUGCAUCUCUACACGAAAACCAGCUCACAGGAGGAGCAGCGGCACUUGGAGGUGGCGGAGAGGGCGGGAUAGGCAUUGCCCUGAACAACAUCAUAGCUGUCCACCGGCUGGAUGACGGGAAACCGUAUUUCUCAGUCGAAGUGUGCUACGUAGACGAGAAGAACCCCCGAGGCUCGGCUAUCCACAUCCAGUUUGCUGACCCGCAGGAAGCACAACUAUGGCUGAUGGGCAUUCGGGCAGCCGCAGAGACUGCCAUAUCAAUUGAGCCACCCGUUUUUGACGAUGACACGAUCAACUAUGUCACGAACGUCUUGGAGCAGGAGAGAGAUUACGAUCCAGGUUGCUUUGGACUAUAUAGAGUCGUCCACCGGAUGUCCACCAAGCAAGGUAACCGCGCGUCAACAGACGAUAUUACAAAACUCGCGUCAAACACCUGUCUCCUUGCCAUUGGAGUCCAUAAAAUUCAUAUCUUACCUACCAACACCAAAUCAUCCAAUAGAGCUUCUAUGGCAUCAUUGGUUGAGCUGGAUUUAGAUGCGUGUCUAGGAAUAAUGGCUCUAUCCUCUAUCUCAGUGCAAGCCAGCGACGAUACCUUUCAAUUGAUUUUCAGGAUACCUUUUAAAAGCCCGUCAAUAGUCAAUCUAUCUUCAAGCUACUCAGGCGAGAUUGCACUAUUCCUGAGACAACGAGCAGAGUACCUAAGGCCUGGAUGGAUACAUCAACCUUUUGCCUUUAAUGUGCCCCCUCACGUCCAGGCUCGGGUAAUGCCGCCACUUACUUUCGAGGAGGACUAUGGAUGCUUUGACCGGACUCUUAUUGCUUAUUGCGCCGCAUACGAUGUCGAUACCUCGAAGAUCCGCUACAUGGUAGACUACCACUGUGAAGAUGCGCCAGCAUUUCAACUACUCCCGCGGGAAGGUUGCCCAGAUGGAGGAGGAUAUCUGCUUCUGGAACUACUUGCCGUUUUCCGUGCGCUACGAUAUAACGAAUCAUUCGCCACUAUCUCAUUUGCGCGCGUCAACCUGGAUAUCCUUCAACAAAUGCGCGACCCUUACGGACCGGAUUUUGACGCCAUGCGCACUAGAUCGAAUGUGGCGGUACAUAUCCCCGGACAAGAGGAAAUUGCCUCGCUAACCCAGGAGGUACGGGCCCUAGCUCUCAAGAGCAGAACGUUACAGCGCAUGGACUUCUCAUACUGCUUGACCCGCUCCGCAAAGGCGGCUGGGGGUGAGCGCGACCCUGGAUGUGGUAUUCCAGAGGCCGUCUUCCCCCUGUGCCGACGCAACCUAACCCGGGUAGACUGGCUUGCUCUCAAUGGAAUAGAGCUUGGCGACUCGGAUCUGGAUUAUCUUGUCGAUGCAGCGUCUCAGAAGGCUUCGGCACUCCGAGCCUUUGAAGCGAACAACUGUGGCUUGCAGGUCCAUGAUCUGAACCUGAUUUUGUCCACCCUCCGAAUCCAGAAGGACACCCUCAAAUGCUUACAGAUUUCGAAUAUUGUUGGGCGACUGAGUCCAGACCAGUUCCAACAGCAGGCUGGCUGCCUGAGAAAUAUCCGGAAGCUUGAGCUUUCUCAGGUUUUGCGGACCUCAAAGAGUGAACCUCUCCUUUCGGCUGAGACAUUGCUGAACUGGGAACUGGAGGAACUAUGUCUGAACAAUACUACGGUCAACGAGCAGACGGUGGAGUCGAUUGCAAUGUACCUUGCUAGCCCGGAAUCCAAGAACCUUCGUGAGCUGCACCUGAACCAAUGUGGAAUUACUGGGGGGGAUGUCGCUACGUUGCUGUAUUUCAUGGUUGAUGAGGAAUUAAAGCCUCGCGAUAUACACUUGCAUGUAAACGACAACCGGCUGGCCAUUGACUGCGACCUUAUGUUCGCUUCAAUAUCGCAGAACCGGACCCCAACUCAUCUCACGAUGAGAAGCAUAGAGUUUCAGCGUGAUGAGGACUUCAGGCAUUUGGUGGAGGCGCUUGUUCAGAACAAUACCUUGCGGUAUCUUGACAUCUCUAGGCUCUCUAUCCCUCACGAUGCCGGUGCGGAGACCUCCAAGGCCCUCCAGAGAAUGUUUGAGCAAAACUCCGCCAUCCAAGAACUUGACAUCAGCAGCGAACAGGCUCAUCUUGACGUAAGCAGGUUUGGAAUUGGAUUGAAUCUUGCCCUGACGGGAUUAAAGAAGAACAAUACCCUGAAGGUACUGAAGAUUGAGCACCAGAAGCUAGGUGUUCAGGGGGCAAACACACUUGCGUCUGUAAUCGAAGAGAAUAAUUCGUUGGUUGAGAUACAUUGUGAAAACAACGAGAUCAACCUGCAGGCAUUCACCAUUAUAGUCAAUGCUAUACAGAAGAAUAAGACCCUGUUACACGUUCCGUCAAUGGCAAGCGACUGCAAACGAUCUCUUGCACGAGUCCAACGGGAAAUGGAAGCCGACGUGAAAGAAACUGGGCUCCGGUCGAGUCUCUCUACUGCAUCUUCGAUUCGUCGAUCUGUGCGUGCGGCAUUCUCAGGCUCUUACAGUAGCAGCGGUAGCAGCAACAGUGGCGGCAAUAAGUUGGUCAAGUCGCACCCUUCGGUAUCACAAGGGGGAGCCUCCCCUGGUGUUCGUCGCGCAUCAUCUGCCACUCUCGGAGCUAUGAAUUGUGUACAACCCGGCAUGGUAGCGUCUGCAACCGUACCCCAGUUCACCCGGCCAGAGAUCAAAUUCGCUAUUGAAGCGCUACAAAAUAAGUGGAAUAUCCAGGAAGCUCGUCUCCAACGCUAUCUCUACCGGAACUACAACAUGCUGCACGGCUAUGUUGACCAGGCUGUUGGUGACGAUGACACCAAAAGCGAGGGACGACCGGCCACCGCAGCCAGCUUGGCCACAUUCCUCAACCAGCUCUCCCUCGCGCCUGUCGAAGACAUGAGCCAGCGAGAUGGCACAUCUGUUGCAGCUGAGACGCCGUCUAGCGACGCAUCAGCCCUUAGCAGGUCCGCAAGCUUCAAGACUGCCAACAAUUAUAUUAUCGAAGACACGGACACGUCAAAGGACGACAUUGGCGCUGUAGAUUUCAACUUGGACUGGUCGUUUUCACAGCCUUGUUCGAAGCAGAGCGCACUUAUUGACCGCGUCCUUCCGGGCUCAGGUUUUUCGUCCCAGUCACAUAUCCAAACCGACGAGCUCGCGGUACCUGUGUCCACCCAGCCUCGGCCGGCUCUCCUGCGUCCAACCAGCAGCGUACGUAGCAGCAACUCCACCAGCAGCGUCAGUAUCAAAACCAACACCAGCAUGACAAUGGACAGGGCUCUGGUCAACGGGCGGAAAUUCGGUACGACACGGACACCAUCGCUACGUGGCAUGCUAACUGCCAGAAGCACAAGCAAGAGAGAAACGCAAAAGAACUCCGACCUACUUGGGUCUUCCAACAUUCCACCACAGCUAGAUUGGAAUCUUCCCGAUAUCAACCUCCUUUAG
Molecule: messenger RNA, 4095 nt
Organism: Trichophyton verrucosum HKI 0517
Lineage: Eukaryota; Fungi; Ascomycota; Eurotiomycetes; Onygenales; Arthrodermataceae
Exons: 2
Coding region: 1-4095 (1364 amino acids)
Source: RefSeq, a predicted model, not a curated record